Molecule: messenger RNA, 1731 nt
Organism: Clavispora lusitaniae ATCC 42720
Lineage: Eukaryota; Fungi; Ascomycota; Pichiomycetes; Serinales; Metschnikowiaceae
Biological process (GO): ubiquitin-dependent protein catabolic process
Molecular function (GO): ubiquitin protein ligase activity
Source: RefSeq, a predicted model, not a curated record
AUGAUACUCCCCCUCCGAUUAGCUGUGCUUUCGAGCAUUGUGGCGACUCUCCUCCUCAUUUAUCAUUUAGUCAUCCCAUCUCAACUUGAGUUAGAAGAUGCACUUUACUUGACAAAGAAUACCUUGAAACAGUUGCGAAUUCCACACUUCUGUAAACAUCAUGAAAACCGCAGUCGUGACCAUGCUGAAUAUUCAAAUGAACUGGAAAGUAACCCAGUGGACCAUAUGACACGUUCCUCUCUUUCCGCAUCAGACUCGGUGAUCGACAUUCUGGGACCGAGUGUGAUGAGAUCAGUCUUUCCAGUAGAUCUGCUCAUGUCAUUUAAUACGUCGAACGAAACGAAGGAGUUUGUUGGUAGAUAUGCAUCAUUUAGCCCCAUAUUAGGGACUCCAAUCCAUGGAAACUACAAAUUCGUUACAGGUUUGGCAUGUUCUCCCUUGUCCCCAGAUGAAAAGCUCAACGAUAAAAUUCUUAUAGUCCUACGAGGGAACUGCUCUUUUGUGGACAAAGUUAAAAACUUACUAGACUCUAACUUAAACCCAAGAGCUAUCAUAGUUGCUGAUGACAAGCCAUACCACAGCUUGAUCACGAUGUAUUCUAAUACUUUCAAUAGAGAUGGCCUACUAACUGUUCCCGUCCUAUUUAUCACCAAUGAAGAUUAUAUUCAGCUUUACAGCUACGAAUUACAGGAUCCAAUAUUGUGCAUCAAAACUUUGUCAAUUGAUAACUGGCUUAGCCUCUUGAUGCUGAUCGCUAUUUCUCCAACGGUUUCAAUAAUAGUGUUUUAUUUGUGCAUACGCGGGUUCCAACUAUGCCAUAGACAGAUACUGAAUUCUGUUAAUGAGAAGUUAGUGAAAACGCUCUCUGUUUACAUAUUUAAUCAGGAUCACUUAAUACCGGUACUGAAAUUUCCUGAGUAUUUGGGGGCUACUGGCCAAACAUGCGAUAUGACGCAAAUUCUGUCUUCUUCCGAAGAUUUACCUGCUGGACAGGAAAUUGAGCUGCAACAGCCUCGCAACGAGAUAUGGAUUAAUGGAGUUGAUAUACGCCUGUUUAAAAAUUGGGGCUUAUUGUUUGCUUCUCAAGAUUAUUACCUCACGUUCAAGUGUGCCAUUUGCCUCGAUAGAUUUAUGCCUCUACAUCUGCGGGUACUUGUACUAAAGUGCAAACAUUUGUAUCAUGAAAAAUGCCUUUCUAAUUGGCUUAUCCACUUUAAGCGUACAUGUCCCUUGUGUAACGAAUGGUUCUCAAUCGGGGAGACACAGCCGUUACUUCACUCUCAGCAUACUGAUCACUUUUCGAUAGACUUGGAAAGCCAAUCUGAUACCCCUGCCGCGCCUAUGCAUAGCGAAGUACAAAGCGCCAAUUCUUUAUUGUCUAUAAACCCGGCGCAUAGUAUUACACCAGCUAGUCAUUUGAGUGGAUCACAACUUCAAACGCAAUCGAUGAUGUUCACUCAAAAUAUUAGCCUGACUCAGGAGAAUGCUGUAACGGAGGUUCAAACGGGAUCUUUAGCCUCAAAUUAUACUGUCCACACUUCUGAUAGUAUGAUAUCUCACGACUCCUUCAAGACAACGAGAACGCACAAUACUGAUCAAAAUUCUUUCACUAGUAACUACGUCACACCACAGCAAAGCUUCGACUCAGGAACUGAAGGUACUUAUCUGGAAACAUCCAGUAAAGUCACCAUCAAAGGACCUGAUUCCUUUAUGGAUGCGAGAGAAGAGUAA